AUGGAUGCCCUCAACACCACGGUCACCACGACCACGACAGCCACGGCGGCUUCGCUGGCUCUCACCAGCGCUGCCGGUCCUGUAGAUGGCGCGACCACCGCCCUGUCAUCGGUCAUGACCCGCGCCAGCGACGUCGUUGUUGCACAUGGCUCUUCCUCGUGGAUCGGUCUCAUCGCGAGGCUGAUUCUCUGGAUCCUGCAGCUGCUGUCCACCAUCAUCUACUACGCCUUGAAGCUCACCACCAUCUCCAUUCCUACCCUGCUGUUCAGCCUUUUCUCCGCCAGCCUGACGGUGACUAUGAAUGCGACUACCCUUAUGCUGAUCUUGGGGAUGGUAUUCUCUGGGGUCACCUGGGUGGUGCGGUAUCGAUACCUGAACAUGUAUUCCAGGCUUCCCCCAGAGCCUCAGAGGAAGGAGCCAGAUGUUGAUCUCUUCCCCGACACCCACGAGGCCGGCGUCAAGUCCGGCCUCUCCAACUACCUUGACGAAUUCUUGAGCGCCAUCAAGAUCUUUGGCUACCUGGAACGCCCUGUCUUCCAUGAGCUGACCCGCAGCAUGCAGACCAGGAAGUUGAUCGCCGGGGAGACCAUCAACCUGGAGCACGAGCAGGGCUUCUGUAUCGUGGUGGAUGGGCUGGUCGAGAUCUUUGUCAAGUCGUCCAGGAACAGCAGGAGAUCGUCCAAGAACUCUCAGAGUGAGGGGGAUUGGGACUCGGGCAGCGACACUGAGGACCGCCAUCCAGGGCGGCAGCAGUAUCAGCUCCUCACCGAGGUGCGCAAUGGCGCACCCAUGUCCUCCUUGUUUACCAUCAUGGCACUCUUCACCGAAGACGUCAAGCUGCGCCAUUCCGAUGAUGAGAAUUCGGUGCCCAACACUGCCGCCUCGCAGAAUGGUCAUACCAGAUACUCCUCGGUUGGGGACAGCCAAAAGUCACCUGAAUCAUCCUUGCCAGCGACCCCAAUGUUUGAAGAGGGAUCGGACGGCCGUAGCCUGAGAGUUCCGGAUCCCAACUUCCCGCUUGGAAGCGGUGGUUCUUUGCCGAGGGUACCGCCCAUGUCCCUUGAUGAUGGGCUCUUGUCCCCUCACCAUCCCGAGAGACGACCAGGACUCAAACAUGGUGUUUCUAGCUCGGCUCAUCCGGAUAUCAUUGCUCGGGCUUCUGUAGACACAACCAUCGCCAUCAUUCCGGCGAGUGCAUUUCGACGCCUGAUUAAAACAUAUCCCAAAGCGACAGCCCAUAUUGUGCAUCUGAUUUUAUCUCGAUUUCAGAGAGUCACUCUCGCUACCGCCUUCAGCUAUCUUGGAUUGACUGCUGAAGUGUUGCAGACCGAGAGGAACAUGAUCAAGUAUACUGUGUCUCAGUUGCCCAACCCGUUGAGGGGAGAUCCCCUGGAGCGCCUCAAGGAGAAAUUCAAGCGUGAGCGCGAACGCAUCGGGCAAGGCGACGCUGCCAAGGGCAUUGCACUUCACAACUCUGCCGCCGCCAGUCGUCGCCGCCGCCGCUCUUCGACCGGACUUCGGAAGGAGGCCGUGUUGCAGGCCAUGAAGGGAUCGGUUGUUGGAUCGACCAUUUUCCCACCUCAAGAGCGAAGCUCAAUCGAUGUGCCAAGCCCUGGUGACCUUCUGGCCAACAUGCAGCAGGCACGGAGCGGUGGUGGCUCGUCAGCCUCCUCGGCCACUUCUCCGAGAGAUUCUACGACUGAGGGAUCCGACGCCUUGUUCAAGGAAGGGUCAUCACCUUUGGCAGAGAGAAGAUUCAACCCCUUUACGAGUCAGCGUAUCUCUCUUGACAAGAGAGAGAAGGUGGACGAAGAGAACCUGUUCCGAGAGUCUAUCCUAGAAUGCAUGUUCAAGGCCAUCGGCCUGGAUUCGAAUGGCUCUAACUCCCGCGGAGCCGAUUCAGCCGAGGCCUCGCCCAGGCUGGUCUCAUAUGAUCAGAGACGCCACAAGGCUGUCUUCUCCAAUAAUGCUUUCGGCUUUAUGGAUCCAUUCGAUGCCUCGAUCGAUGGCGAUACCGAUUCAGUGACAUCGGGCAGCUUCACGACAAACAGUCCACCGAGUGCUCAUAGUCUGGCUCAGGAUAUGAAACAUGAGAUGGAGAUUGUGUUCUUCCCCAAGGGCUCUGUCCUUGUCGAGCAAGGAGAGAGGAACCCCGGGUUGUAUUAUGUGAUCGAUGGGUUUCUCGACAUGUGUGCGUCGGCUGCGGAAGCACCAGGAGAGAUCCUGCAAAGUUCUGGCGAAGGCUCGAGCGAGGAACCUGAUCCCUUCUCUCCACCGCGGCGUACGGGGACCUCGUCGUCAAUGUUCUCCAUGCCUGAGUUCGGGCAGAGUGGCCCUGACUUCCGCAAGAAAGGCAGUGCCGGCCGGAAGCACGUGGCCCUCAUCAAACCUGGAGGUCUCGCGGGGUACGUCGGCACCGUGUCUUCUUACCGUUCCUUCAUCGAUGUCGUCGCAAAGACAGACGUAUAUGUGGGCUUCCUGCCUCGGGCGUCGUUGGAAAGGAUCGUGGACAAGUAUCCUAUCGUUCUCUUGACCAUGGCCAAGAGGUUGACUAGCUUGCUGCCGCGCCUGAUCCUCCACAUUGACUUUGCCCUGGAAUGGCUUUCCAUCAACGCAGGCCAGGUGAUUUUCCACGAGGCGGAUGAGAGCGACGCCAUCUAUCUUGUACUUAACGGACGGCUGCGGCUUGUCGAGGAGCGCAAGGAAGGCGGCAUCAACCUGAGAGCAGAGUUCGGCCAAGGGGAGAGUGUUGGCGAGCUCGAGGUAUUGACGGAAUCUGCACGACCUGGAACCCUUCACGCCAUUCGAGAUACGGAAAUUGUCAAAUUCCCUCGCACUCUCUUCAACAGCCUCGCCCAGGAACACCCGAGCAUCACCAUUAAAAUCUCCAAGAUGAUCGCAUCUAAGAUGCGCAGUUUUGUCCAUAACCCUGCUGUUUCCAGAGACGGUCGGGGCCUCGCCACUGCUAGCAAGAGUUCGUCGACUCUUAAUCUGCGGACUGUUGCGAUCCUACCUGUCACGGCGGGAGUACCAGUCAUAGAUUUUGGGCACCGUCUCAUGACCGCCCUUGCGCAGGUUGGAACUCGCAAUGGUGCAACGUCGCUCAACCAGUCUGCCAUUCUCAACCAUCUUGGAAAACACGCUUUCAACAAGAUGGGCAAGCUGAGGCUAUCUCAGUACCUAGCAGACUUGGAAGAGAAGUUUGGCCUCGUUGUCUAUGUAGCAGAUACAAGCGUUAACUCGCCGUGGACUGCGACUUGUAUCACACAAGCUGACUGUAUCCUCCUGGUUGGUCUGGCAGAGGGCUCGCCUGAGAUAGGAGAAUACGAAAGAUUCAUGCUGGGCCAGAAAUCGACAGCACGAAAGAUUCUGGUAAUGCUCCAUGGUGAGCGGUAUUCCGUAUCGGGCAUGACUAGAGCCUGGUUGAAGAAUCGGGUCUGGAUCAAUGGUGGGCAUUUUCAUGUCCAGAUGGACAUUCGAUCGCAGACCCUGCCUAUUCACCCGCCAGCAAAGCGUCUCGGGCUGAACAUCAAGGAGCGGGUGCAGACUCUGCAGGCCGAGAUUCAAAAAUACACGUCGAGAAAAGUGAGGUACAACGCUGUCUACUCGCCUGAUGCACCCUUCAAAGGAGAUUUCCACCGCCUCGCCAGACGGCUCUGUGGCAGGUCUGUCGGACUCGUACUGGGCGGUGGUGGCGCGAGAGGCAUUGCGCACGUAGGUAUCAUCCGAGCGAUGGAGGAAGCUGGAAUACCGAUCGAUGUGGUGGGCGGGACCUCGAUAGGCUCUUUCAUUGGCGGACUGUACGCCCGACAUGCGGACGUGGUGCCCAUCUACGGCCUAGCAAAGAAGUUUGCGGGCCGGAUGGCGAGCAAGUGGAGGUUUGCACUGGACCUCACGUAUCCCUCGGCGUCGUACACGACGGGUCACGAAUUCAACCGCGGAAUCUUCAAGAUCUUCGAGAAGACGCAGAUUGAGGACUUUUGGCUCGAGUUCUACUGUAACACCACCAACAUCAGCAAGAGCCGGGCGGAGAUCCACACGAGCGGGUAUGCAUGGCGAUACAUUCGGGCGUCCAUGUCCCUGGCGGGCCUCCUCCCACCUCUGUGCGACGAAGGCAGCAUGCUGCUCGACGGUGGGUACAUUGACAACCUGACAGUGUCUCACAUGAAAUCAUUGGGGGUCGAUACGAUUUUUGCAGUAGACGUUGGGUCGCUUGAUGACGACGUGCCGCAGUCCUUUGGUGAUACCUUGUCCGGGGCGUGGGCUUUCUGGAACCGAUGGAAUCCCUUCUCAUCGACUCCUAACCCGCCUACCUUGGCGGAGAUCCAAGCGCGCCUAGCCUACGUGUCGAGUGUUGACGCCCUGGAAAGAGCCAAGACCAUGGAGGGUUGCAUCUACAUGCGGCCGCCCGUCGACGACUACGGCACGCUGGACUUUGGGAAAUUUGAUGAGAUUACACAGGUUGGCUAUAGUUUUGGACAGGAGUUCCUACAGCAGCUUCGGGACAAAGGGUUGCUUCCCCUCAAGGAAGAAACCGAGGCCAAAGAGGCGCUGAGGAGGACUAUGGCGCCGCGGAGAGCUAGUAUCUGA
Cryphonectria parasitica EP155 is the source of this 4590-nucleotide messenger RNA. RefSeq names its product lysophospholipase NTE1. The transcript has 3 exons. The record is from RefSeq and is a predicted model, not a curated record. Gene Ontology annotation, biological process: phosphatidylcholine metabolic process. Bases 1 to 4590 code for a protein of 1529 amino acids. Lineage: Eukaryota; Fungi; Ascomycota; Sordariomycetes; Diaporthales; Cryphonectriaceae. Gene Ontology annotation, cellular component: endoplasmic reticulum. Gene Ontology annotation, molecular function: phosphatidylcholine lysophospholipase A1 activity.